AUGUUGCGACGAUUUGCAUUUCAAAAUGGCAAUGAUUCCAGACUUCAAUGCAACCACAAUAAUUCGACGAUAGCAAUGCAGCGUUGUCUAUCACUAGUUUUUAUCACAAUCCUGAACCAGGCGACUGUUUUGGAAGGAUUUCAGCCAGUCACUCAACAAAUCAUUCGACGGCGGCUUUCCACAACAAUGAUGUCGAAAUCAACAUCGAGUGAUCUAAAAGCAAGUACCUGCACGACAAAAGAGAAUGGGCGAUUCCCAUCUCGAGAGCUGUUGAUUCACUGGCGGGGUGAAAAGGACGUUGGUUACAGCAAACCCUUUCGACAAUUGGAGUUUGCCAGUGCACUCCUAGCCGAACUAAAAGUUCCCACAGAAGGCGAGUCGAUGCUCCAGUUUCAAAAUGCUUUAAACUACAAUGGACAAGCUCAAAUGGCGGAUGUCAAUGUGGAGCAUUUUAACGAGGCCAUGCAAUUUGUGACCUUGAACGAAGAAGCUUGUUCGGAAGACAUCCAAGUCCCACGCAAUGCCAUCAUAUCGACCGUAAAACGAAGUGCCUUGGUGCAUGCUUGUUAUGAAGUGAUUGCUGCUUCGGAAAACAUUGAGGAACUUGCGGAAUUGGCCGUUCAAGAUGGUGGUUUUCAAGAUAUGUACAAAGGAGGCACCAAUGAAAAAGCGACAUGGUGCUUUCGAGCACGAAAUUAUGGAGACAUUCCAGCAGUCGCUACAGAAACUGUAGUGGGAAAGGAGAAACGAUACUCCUCUAGUGCUCGGUCCAUGAAGCUAGAAAAGGAAGGUCUCAAGGCGCUGACAGAGUUGCUAUUAAAGUUUGGCGGAAAGGUAGACCUGCUCAACCCUGAUUGCAAGAUAUACAUCUUCGAUGGACUUGAAGGAGGCAUGAAAAUGUUGGCACGACGGAUUGCAGUAGGUCCGAGAACCUCCAUAAUUGCUCCCGCCACGAGAAUAUGCAUCACGAAUACCCCUUUGGAACCUAUUGCAUCCUUCUCUCUUUGUAAUGUUGCCAGGAUCUGCAACGACAUGGCCAUUUUGGAUCCCUAUGCCGGUUCGUGCGCUACAUUGAUGGCAUCUGCCAUGAUUGCUCCUCAUAGUCAGACGGUAGGAAUUGAAAUCGCCCACAACGGCAUUGUCAAUCGAGACGAUAUUCGAAAGGAUUUUUCGAGCCGCAACUUGACUCUACCUGUGGCAUUACUCCAGGGCGACUCGACCAACCAAACCAUUCGAGAAGAAGCCAAGGCUGCCAUUCGAAAUCGACCAUUCGAUGCCAUCAUUGCGGACCCGCCAUAUGGCAUUCGGGAGUCGCUUAGCUACAAUGACAAGAGUCCAUUGGAAGAGCUUUUUGCCUCUAUUGCUAAGGAUAGACAAGCUAACGAGCGACUACUCCGAAAAGGUGGGAGGUUAGUAGCCUUUGUCGCAGUUACAGACGAAGAAACGCUGGAAGAGAUGUUGCCAGGCGAAGACUUGGCUCGAGAAGCAGGACUCGCAUUUGAGGUGUCUAGAGAGCAACCCUUGAAUGAUAAACUGAGUCGAUGGCUCGUAUCAUAUAUUUGCAAAGAAUGA
Messenger RNA from Cylindrotheca closterium, 1572 nucleotides. The record is from the annotation of a GenBank genome assembly. Lineage: Eukaryota; Bacillariophyta; Bacillariophyceae; Bacillariales; Bacillariaceae.